AGUAGUAGUACGAAACAAAACGAAACGUUAUCAAAACAAAAUAUCCAUUCCAUUGCAUUCUACAAAAACUUCAUUGCGGCGUUGAAAUUGAAAAAAAAAAAAAUGCAACAAGGAAACCAAAACGCAAUGACAGUGAAGAAGGGUUUACCGAAACAACUUCAGAACCCAAUCGAACAAAUUCAAGCACGCUACAAUCACUUCAACGAUGCCUUCAAGGUUUGGCUCGCUAAACAGACCAUCGCCGUCGAAACCGCCGUCGUUACCACCGCCAGCGCCGCUCAAGGUGCUGCAAUUGGAGCUUUCAUGAGUACUCUUUCCCCUGAUAAACCUUCCGCUUUUCCUAUUCCACCGCCCAACGCUAAUCUUAACCCUCAAGCCAUGGCCUCUCUCAAACAAGCACAGGCACUUUCUGGAGGUCCUUUGAUUCAGGCUCGUAAUUUUGCUGUUAUGACUGGAGUUAAUGCUGGUAUUUCUUGUGUCUUGAGAAGGUUAAGAGGAAAGGAAGAUGUUCAAUCUAGCAUGGCGGCAGCUUUUGGUUCCGGGGUCAUGUUUUCAUUGGUAAGUGGAAUGGGUGGAGCAAAUGCAGUCACAUCUGGAGUAUUCUUUGCAGUUGUUCAAGGUGGGCUUUUCCAGGUAGGACAAAAAUUCUCUCAACCAGCUGCUGAAGAUAUUAACUAUGCUAAAACAAGAAGCAUGUUGAAUAACCUUGGUCUUCAGAAUUACGAAAAGAAUUUUAAGAAAGGCUUAUUAUCAGACAACACUUUGCCUCUACUCAAUGACAGCGCUCUCAGAGAUGUGAAAAUUCCUCCUGGUCCCAGGCUUUUGAUUCUUGAUCAAAUCCAGAGGGAGCAUGAUUUGAGAGAGAAGCACGGAAGCCGCCGUUAGCUCACAUGCAUAGUCGCUCCUACCUCCAAACUAUAAGUGGUGAACUGCAUAGUAUAGGGAGUUUGCAUCGCAAAUGAAUUUUGUCAUUUUUUGUUUAUUAUGCUUUAUGUUCAAUUGUUGUUGCAAUUUGCUUGAUAAAAUUUGGUUAAUUAGUAGUAAGAUAGUUUGGUUUCCUUGAAUCGCAAACAGGUUCAAAUUAAAUUGGAGCAUGAAACUUUAAAUAAGAAAAGUCAUUGCUUUUCGGAAGAAUUAUUAAUGAUUAUGCGUGAGUUCUGUCAAUGACAUAAA
Molecule: messenger RNA, 1173 nt
Organism: Trifolium pratense (red clover)
Lineage: Eukaryota; Viridiplantae; Streptophyta; Magnoliopsida; Fabales; Fabaceae
Product: chloroplastic import inner membrane translocase subunit HP30-2
Exons: 6
Coding region: 103-885 (260 amino acids)
Biological process (GO): protein targeting to chloroplast; protein insertion into mitochondrial inner membrane
Cellular component (GO): chloroplast inner membrane; TIM22 mitochondrial import inner membrane insertion complex
Molecular function (GO): transmembrane protein transporter activity; protein binding
Source: RefSeq, a predicted model, not a curated record